GAAACUGGCCGUACACAUGACCAUUUUUGUCAUUUCCUCUCUUAAUGAGAAGUGACCGUCGAAAACUUGCACUAUAAAUUUCCCGUAAGCAAAUAGUGAAACUUCAUUCCAAGCGCGCGCGCUCUCUCUCUCUUCGUCCUCAUAGCUCCCCUCUGUAUCCAUCGAUUCACAAAUUUCAGGAUUACCUUGAAGAAACGCGAAAAUAAGAAGGUUAAUAUAUAUAUAUAUAUAUAUAUAUAUAUAUUUGCUGAUAACAACAACAUACCGAAUGUAUUCCCACAGGUUGAGUUUGAGGAGGGUAGAGUGUAAGGUUGAGUUUGAGGAGGGUAGAGUGUAAGCAGACCUUACCCUUUCCUCGUGGAGAUAGUGAGGCUGUUUCUAUUUGCUGAUAGAGAUCACAAAAACAAUGUCACAUUCUUUCCAGACCUUCGCUCUCAAGCUGAAAAUACACUGCAAAGAUUGUGGAGUGAAACUGAAAAAACAGCUGCUAAAACUUAAGGGGGUUCAUUCAGUGGAAAUUGAUCAAGAACUCGGGAAAGUAGUCAUCUCAGGCAAAGUAGACUCGGGAAAAAUCCUGAGCAAGCUUAGAAAAAGUGGGAGAGAAGUAGAGCUCUGGCCAAGUGAACAAUUAAAAGCGAAUUAUCUACUGAAUGAUUUGAAGUUUAUGGGGUUACCGGUGAACCCGUCUGACAUCCGGGGAUUGCAGACUGUUGAGGUAACUCUAACGUAUAAGCUAACUUACCAAGGAGAAUCAACAAGUAAAAACCCCAGGAUGGCACGAUCAAGAGUGCUUCCAAGUGGUGUUGAUGAUGGUGGUGGUGGUUGUGGAGGACUUUGUUCUGCAUCUUCGUCAUGUUGUGCUGGCCACGGUGGUAAUUAUAAUAAUUCUGGUUCUUGUUGUGCGAAUAACAGAAACAACUAUUCUUGUCAUUGCCUGCGGCCACAGCCAAUGGGGUAUAUUCCUCCUCCACUUGUGAUGCCACCACCAUAGUCAGGUGAUCGUCCUAGUCCAUCAGCCCCUCUAAUGCCGCAUGACUAUAUUCAUCAGGCACCGCCAUUACCACCUGCACCCUCGUGUGCCUCCGUCCUAUCACAGUGUCUUAAGUGAUGAGAACCUGAAGGGCUGCACAGUCCAAUGAUGUGUGUGCGUGCGUGUAUGUGUGCGCGUGUGCGUGUGCGUGUGCGUGUUUUGCCAAAUAGAAGGGAAAAAAAAGGGUAGAGGAAAUACAGAAAAGUGUAGCAGUAGUAGUUCAUGUAAAAUCUGUGGUGUUGUCACUACUUCCAUUGUGAAGUGCCAUUUCCUUUUCGGCAAUUGUAAAAUUUGCUCAUUGUGUGAAUAUUAUCCCUUUGUUAAUACAGUAAUUUAUAUUUAGCCUUGUCUAUUACGAUCACGAAAAGCGCUAUUCUAGUGUAAGUGG
Messenger RNA from Lycium barbarum (goji berry), 1418 nucleotides. RefSeq names its product heavy metal-associated isoprenylated plant protein 32-like. Gene Ontology annotation, molecular function: metal ion binding. The record is from RefSeq and is a predicted model, not a curated record. Bases 407 to 991 code for a protein of 194 amino acids. The transcript has 2 exons. Lineage: Eukaryota; Viridiplantae; Streptophyta; Magnoliopsida; Solanales; Solanaceae.